AUGUUGUCUAGAGGCCAAUUGUUGAGAUCAUCUGCCAGACAUUACAGUAUUGUUACUAAGGACCUUCCAGGAAAUCUAUCUGUACUAAGAGUUAAGGUACAUGCUGGUUCUCGUUAUGCGAACAAAGAUGGUAUCGCUCAUCUGUUGUCUAGAUUUAACUUCCAAAAUACCAAUACUAAGAGUGCUUUGAGAUUGGUGAGGGAAUCUGAGUUGUUGGGUGGCUGCACUAAGUCUACUGUUGACAGGGAAUAUAUUACUCUGGAGGCCCGCUUCUUGAAAGAAAACCUGCCAUACUAUGUUAAUGCGCUAUCUAAUGUUCUCUACAAGACCUCCUUCAGACCCCAUGAAUUACCAGAAUCUGUUAUUCCAGCUGCCAAGUACGACCUUGCUGUUGCUGAUUCUAACCCAAUCUUCCAAGCCGAAGACUUACUAUACAACAUCUCAUUCAGAAAUGGAUUAGGAAACCCUGUCUUGUAUGACUCUGUCGAAAAAGUUAGCAUUGAUGACUUGAAAGAAUUCUCUUCCAAGGUCUACACAAAGGAAAAUAUCGAAAUCGAAGGUGUUGGUAUUAAUGAAGCAGACUUAAAGAAGUUUGUCACUGAAUCUCUAUUUAACUCUUUACCACAAGGAUCUAACCUGGCUUCAUCCGCCAAGAGUGAAAUUUUCACCGGUAAGGAAAGCAGAUUAAGAAGAAUCGGGGAGUCUGUUGCUUCAGUAGGUAUUCCAGUUGCUUCAAAGGAUUUCGGAAAGUUCCAAGCCCUUGAAGCUUAUUUGAGCUCUGAAUUGUUCCCUCUAACUGACCUUCUAUCGGAAGUUAAAUUCACCAAAUAUCCAGAUGUUGGUUUCUUGACCUUCAGUGUGAAGAACGGUGAUGCUACUGUUGUAUCUGAAAACAUCAAGAAGGUGGUUGGCGAGUUGAAGAAAUCCCAAGAUAUUUCCAAGGCGACUGAACUCGCUAAAUUGAAAUUGGGAACUGAGACCUCUUCUCCUGUAGAUAUUAAAUUUGAUGGUGUCAAGGACUUCAAACUAGAUGACAAGUUCAACUUUGCAGCUGUUGGUGAUGUUUCUAAGUUGCCUUUCCGUGAUCAAUUGUAA
Molecule: messenger RNA, 1095 nt
Organism: Nakaseomyces glabratus
Lineage: Eukaryota; Fungi; Ascomycota; Saccharomycetes; Saccharomycetales; Saccharomycetaceae
Gene: QCR2
Product: ubiquinol--cytochrome-c reductase subunit 2
Cellular component (GO): mitochondrion
Molecular function (GO): metal ion binding
Source: RefSeq, a predicted model, not a curated record